AUGUCAGAUAUAAUUGUAUCAUUUACAAGUUGUUCUGGUCGUUUUCGACAUGAACUACCACUAACAAUUCAUUCGCUGUUAUCACAGACAAUAUUACCAAAAGAAAUUCGAUUAUAUUUAUCCACUAGUGAUCGUAAUUUAACAAAUAAAUCAAUUAUAAAACAGGAUCUUAUAAAUAUCGACCAUUCGAUGGUCAUUUCAGAACUUUAUAAUAAACUUGUUCAUAUUUAUUUUGUACCCGAUCGUGGUCCAGCAACUAAAUUUAUGUCGAUUUUAGAAGAAUAUGACAAAAGCAACAGAUCUUCUUCCACCCAACUCAUAUUCGUAUGUGAUGACGAUCAUUAUUAUCAACCACAUAUGUUAGCAACAUUGUUAUUCUACAAUCGAUUAUUUAAAAAUGAUACUAUCGGAUUUCGUGGAUGGAGAAUUCGUGACGAUUUGAUAUGGGGUGUUAUCGGGAAACCGGAAGGGUAUUAUCACAUUAUUGAUUCUAGUAACAUUUUGCAACCAUAUCGAGUCGGUAUUGUAACAGCAAAUUGGGGCUAUUUAAUUCAGCCAAAAUUUUUUGAUAAGCACAUCUACUCGGAUUAUAAUAACUUGACAGAACGUAUUUCAUUAGUUGAUGAUAUAUGGAUAAAUGCUCAUUUGGCUAGACGACAUAUUGCACGUUAUGUUGUUCCAUCAUGUUGUUAUCAUUUAAGCAUAACAAAACUACGUGUACUCGACACAAAACUAUCUAAUAAACAAUUAUCUCGUGCACAGGCGAAUAAUAAUGCAUUAAAAUAUUUUAGGCAGUAUUGGGAAAAAAAUUUGUAUUAUAAAUUUGACGGCAUUAAUCAUCCAGUUUAUGCUCAAUGGUACAAACAAGUAUAUAAAACUAUAAUUUUUAAAGAAAAUUCGGUAAAAAAAAUACCCGAAUUAACGGAAGAUUGGCCAGGACAUGCAGGUUUCACAGUCAAUGCAAUGAAAUAUUAUUCUCGCGCAAAAAAUAAUUUAUUUAUGCAGUCAAGUGAAGAGUUUGUGGCUAAACUAGAAGCGAAAUUAGAACGUAUACGUGGAACGAAGACAAAUAAUAAAAAUCUAUCUGGUAAACAAUUUGUUGAAGAAUUAAAAGCAAAAAGAGAAGAUAUAAAUCGACAUUUUUUAACAUCCGAUCGUGAAGAAGAUCAUCAAUUAGAUCCGAUUGUGGACGAACCGGCGGUGUGGAAUAAAAUUGAACCCGAACAACCGUGUACAACCGAAGAACUGUUAAAUCUCGUUGAAAACGAUUAUCUUGAUAGUAAAGCAAAGAACGAUAUUGAAGAAGAAAAUAAAACAAUAGCAAUAGAGAAACAACAUCCUGAAAGCAUGGAUGAGCAUCAAAGUGGAAAUGAUACAAAUUUUAUCAAAGAACGUAUUAGAGAUAUAUUAAAACGGCAACGAGAAGAAUAUGAUGAUGAUGAUGAUAAUGAAAACAAAGAAGGAAAUGAUAGUGAUGACCCAGAAUUAGAUGAAUUAUUUAGUCACGUUUUUCCAUCUGCAACAUCCGAUGAAUAUCGUGAGAGUUUAGCUAAUGAAGAGGAAGAUGAUCACAUAUCUGAUGAAGAAAGCGACGAUAGAGAAAAUAAUUACGAUAAUGACGAGUCAGAACAAAAUGAGUCGUUGUAUGAUGAGCUUUUACACAAUAAUAAUGAAAAUAUUGACCAUUUGUGGAACUGUUUAACGAAUGAUGAAAAGGCAGAGUUUGAUAAAAUGAUUAAUGAUGGUCGAAUAUCAUGUUUGUUAAAUGAUUAUAAACCAUGGAAACCAUGGUGGUUAUACCGUUGUCCUUUACUCACAGAUAUAUCAUCUACUAUAAACAAUGCAUCUGAUUCUGUAUCUGAUGAAAUUCCAAAUCGUACUCCGCUCAUUAUUGAAUCAAUAAUUCCACUACCGUCGCUCACUUCUAUAUUACCGCACGUGCACGUUCGAUUUGAUCUAUUUGAAAUUCUAUUUUCUUAUGUAUUUAUAUGCGUCAGAUAUCGUGGUGAUCACCAGUCAUAUUCAAACGAUGCUGGAAGUGAAUUUUUCUAUUUGGCUUCAAGACACCUUAAUACAUCACAUCAGCAACAAAGUGCUAUCAGUGGUGAGACAACGUCAGUAUUAAAUGAACGUAUUACACUAUUACGUCAACAUUUGAAUCACAUGCCGCCAAUGUGUCGAAUAUCACAAAAGUUUUUCAUUGAUUUAUUAAAGGAUAUAAUAGCUAUUCUACAUGGGCCGUAUAAAAAGCAAUCAUCAGCUUAUGUUACAAGUGCACUAUCAGAUAUUAAACGGUUUUUAACCAAACUAAUUGAAGAUCAACGAAAACCGACUCCAGCAGCAACAACAAUAGAUGAGGUCGAACAAGAUGAAUCAGAAAAAAGUAAAAGAUUAUCAAUAUCUAAUGUGUUUCAUAUGCAUAAAAAGAAUGAUCAAACAAAACAAUCAAAUAAAACGCGCACGGCAGGUUUCCCAAAACGUGAUACAAAAUUAAAUGAUAAUAAUCGAACAUCAAUAAUACGUCCAAAAAUUGAAAAAAGAGCAAUCCCAACAACAAAUGCAAUAACAAAAGAUAAAAACAAAUCAUGUAUAGUCACUGAUCGUAAAACAUUAAUGUUACUAUCAAAGAAAAUUGAUUAUUUACUUAGUUGGUCAGUUACUCAUACAGAUCGCAUUAAACUGUUAGAAUUUGAAAUGAAGCAAAUUGAAGAAGAAUUACGUUGCGAUUUUGAAGAUUAUCAAUCAGAAAAACGACGUAUAGAAAAAAAUUUAGAAAAUAUAAGACUAAAAACAGCAAAACAAGCAAAUUUAAUCGAAGAACUGUAA
Molecule: messenger RNA, 2826 nt
Organism: Didymodactylos carnosus
Lineage: Eukaryota; Metazoa; Rotifera; Eurotatoria; Philodinida; Philodinidae
Source: the annotation of a GenBank genome assembly